Puntigrus tetrazona (Sumatra barb) is the source of this 5133-nucleotide messenger RNA. Its product is annotated as MAM domain-containing glycosylphosphatidylinositol anchor protein 2-like. The record is from RefSeq and is a predicted model, not a curated record. Bases 477 to 3380 code for a protein of 967 amino acids. The transcript has 17 exons. NCBI's taxonomy places the organism in Eukaryota, Metazoa, Chordata, Actinopteri, Cypriniformes, Cyprinidae. Gene Ontology annotation, biological process: homophilic cell-cell adhesion. Gene Ontology annotation, cellular component: plasma membrane; neuron projection.
CUCUCUCUCUCUCUCUCCGCGUUAUUGCGCAACGCGGUGACACGAGCGCACCGGACUCGGUUCACUUGAGCUCGGUUCCGACGGAAGCCCGGCAGAGAGUUCCGAAUCAGAUGCUGCUCGGAGCGAUGACGGACAGCCAGGUGCACGCGCAUCGCUCGUCCCCGUCUCCGCUGGUCCUGAUGCUGCGUGCGCGCGAGCAUCACCCCCGUCAGCAGCAGCAGCAGCAGCAGCAGCAGCAUCACUAAGAGACGCUCAGAAGCUCGGAUCGGAUGAAGCGAUGCCAUCCGCUGCCAGACCGUCCCCGAACCUCCUCCGAGCCGGCGAAUGAACACUCAUCCUCGGCGAAGCGCCUCACCGUCACGAGCCCUCGCGAGGACGCGGAUCCGAGGCUUUGACUCGAGAGAUCUGCGGCUUUUCUUCCACCUUCUGGAGACACUCCGGCGCUUUAAUCUGGAUAUGUUGAAAGGAACAUAAGGAUGGAUGGGAUUAUUAGUGUUUUGGGGGUCCUGACGCUCGUUUUGGAGGGCAUCUCGUGCCAGGGAGUGUAUGCGCCUCCGACGGUCCGGAUCGUUCACUCGGGUCACGCGUGUAACGUGGAGGAGGAGCGUUAUUCUGAGAGGGUUUACACCAUCCGCGAGGGAGAGACGCUCGAGCUCACCUGCCUGGUCACCGGACAUCCACGACCACAGAUUCGAUGGACCAAGACAGCAGGCAGCGUGUCGGACCGAUUCCAGGACUCCAGCGUCUUCAACGAAACCCUUCACAUCGCGAAGAUCCAGAGACAUCAGGGUGGACGCUACUACUGCAAGGCCGAGAACGGACUGGGUUCCCCGGCCAUCAAGUCCAUCAGGGUGGACGUCUACUAUCUGGACGAGCCGGUGGUGACGGUUCAUCAGAGCAUCGGUGAAGCGAAAGAACAGUUCUACUACGAGCGGACCGUAUUUCUACGCUGCGUGGCUAACUCUAACCCGCCCAUCCGCUACAGCUGGUACCGCGGCAGAGACGUUCUUUCCCAAGGCUCCGAUAAAGGGGUGGAGAUCUACGAGCCCUUCUUCACCCAGCUCCAGGGGGAGACCAAGAUCUUGAAGCUGAAGAACCUGAGACCCAAGGACUACGCCAACUACAGCUGCAUCGCCUCCAUCAGGAACGUCUGCGGCAUCACCGACCGCAAAGUCGUCUUCAGACUCACCAACAAAACCGCUCCAGCCUCCAUCAAGCUGCUGGUGGAGGACCCGAUCGUGGUGAACCCAGGUCAGACGGUGUCUCUGGUCUGCAUCACGACCGGAGGAGAGCCGGCUCCGAGCCUGGUCUGGACCAGCAGCUCCGGAUCUCUGCCGGAGAAGAGCCUGAUGAAGGAAGGGGUUCUGACCAUCCCCGCCAUCGCCUCUGAGGACGCCGGCGUCUACAGCUGCAUCGCCAGCAACAACGUGGGAAACCCGGCUAAGAAGUCCACCACCAUCAUCGUACGAGCGCUGAAGAAGGGCCGCUUCUGGAUCACUCCGGACCCGUACCACAACGACGAUAACAUCCAGAUCGGCCGUGAGGUGAAGAUCUCGUGUCAGGUGGAGGCCACUCCUCCCGAGGAGCUGCAGUUCAGCUGGCUGAAGAACGGCCGGGCGUUACGCAGCUCCGAGCGCAUGGUCAUCACUCAGACUGACCCCGACAUCUCGCCCGCAACCACCAACCUCGACAUCAUCGACCUCAAGUUCACCGACUUCGGGACCUACACCUGUGUAGCAGCGCUGAGAGGAGGAGCUAUCCCAGAGAUCAGCAUCGACGUCAACAUCUCCUCCACCACAGUCCCUCCUCUGUUCUUCUCUUUCUUAGUUCCUCCGAACCUGACCGUGCCGCGGGGCAAGUCUCCUCUGGCGGCGCGGGAGGGCGAGACGGUGGAGCUGGAGUGCCUUGUUUCAGGGAAACCCAAGCCCAUCAUCCUGUGGUCCCGGGCGGAUAAAGAGGCGCCGAUGCCGGACGGAAGCAUGCAGACGGAGAGCUACGACGGCGUCCUGCGCAUCGUCAACGUGUCGCGAGAGAUGAGCGGGUCGUACCGGUGCCAGACCAGCCAGUUCAACGGAUUCAACGUCAAGCCCCGAGAGGCUGUGAUCGAGCUCAUCGUGCGCUAUCCUCCGGCGGUGGAGCCGGUGUGGCAGGAGGUGCGGCAGGGUUUGGGUCGGCCGGUGUCCAUGAACUGCCGUGUUCUGCGCGCUCAUCCGUCGCGAGUGCUGCGCUACGAGUGGAGGCUGGGCUCGCGACUGCUGCACGCCGGCACCUUCGACUCGCGCGACGACACCGACUACAGCGUGCGCAACCUGGCGCGAGAGGGCUACGGCGAGUACACCUGCGACGUCAUCAACGAGGUGGGCCCGGGCCGCUGCACCUUCCUGGUGACCGGUAAAGCGUAUCCUCCAGAGUUUUAUUACGACACCUAUAACCCGCUGUGGCAGAACCGUCCUCGUGUGUAUGGCUAUAAGCUGCAGUGGACACAGAUGAACCCGAGCGCCGUGGACCGGAUCAUGGCGUACCGCCUCGGCAUCAGACAGACGGGGCAGCAGCGCUGGUGGGAGCAGGAGAUCCCCGUGGAGGGGAACAUUCAGAAAGGAGAGCUGAUCACACACAACCUGACGGAGCUGAUCCGGCCCGAGGCGUACGUGGUCCGACUGACGCCCAUCACCCGCUUCGGGGAAGGAGACUCCACCACCAGAGUGGUCACGUACAGCGCUCCCAUCAAUCCUCAUCUGAGAGAGUUUCACUGCAGCUUUGAGGAGGAUCCGGUGUGUCUGUUCACUCAGGAUAAGAACGAUGACUUCGACUGGAUGAGACACAGCGCAGCGACACGAGACACUAAAUACACCCCGAACACGGGCCCCAGCGGGGACCGCAGCGGCUCCAAGCAGGGUUUCUACAUGUACAUCGAGACGUCCAGACCUCGUAAAGAUGGAGACACAGCUCGUCUCCUGAGUCCUGUGUUUAACGUUGCUCCUAAAAACCCGCACAGCAUCACGAGUCCCCCGACCUACUGCUUCAGCUUCUACUACCACAUGUACGGCAAACACAUCGGCUCUCUGAAUGCGUUCGUGAAGCAGAAAGGUCAGUCGACUUCAGACGCCGGUCCAGUCUGGUCUCUCAGCGGGAACCAAGGGGACCGAUGGAGACAGGCCAAAAUUAGCAUCCAUCCUACUGCCUCCUUCCAGGUGAUAUUCGAGGGCAUCCGGGGCCCCGGGAUCGAAGGGGACAUCGCCAUCGAUGACGUCACGCUCGAGGAGGGGGAGUGUCCCGACCCUCCGUCCAAUCCGAUCCGAGGAGCGGCGGCACCCGGCGUCUCCAGUAUAUGGCCAUUGAGCGUCACGCUGUUUUUUACCGUAAUCGUCGGCCGGAGGUGACGCUCCACGUGAGAAAAGACUCCGGACGCGUCCCUCAGUAUUUAAUCACCAAAGAUUCACGCUUUCGGAUCGCAGAGGAGGCACGGCACCGGAUCCACGCGGAAUAAAACCACUACGCGACGGAUAACGAGGCUUUCGAACGUUGACCUCAAAAGCACAACGAAUAUGGAAUCUUUAGCGACAAGCGAAACCAUGAGUUUUACACACCGUUUUUCUUUUUGUCGUCGUCGUCGUCGUUCUUUUCUGGUGCUUCGGAGUACAAUCAGCAGAACAUCUCAUCCCCCGGCCGAUCGUCUCUCUUGAUUCGUUCUGGGUUCGGUGCUUUAAACUCGAAGCUCGUUUGGCUUUGCUCCCCGACUCCAGCAGCAGCCUGGCUUCUCAACACUGUGCUCACGCUCUAAAGCGAAGAACCUCGCGUGUUUUCGGCGUUCCGUGGCGGCGGGAAACUCGGUUCGUCGCCGUUCCCAGCACCGGUGACGAGUGACUUUACAAACCAAGUGCCUUCAGGUUAGAAGCCGAUCCGUCAGCCUGGCCAUCGACACCAAACGUCCAUGUUUCUAGCAUCUCCGAUGGGCUAUUUUAUACUCAUUUCUAUCGCCCCUCAAGUGCUGGAAUGCGCGACUGUGAGCAACUUCUGCUGGAGGACGAUGUCCGGACGAAUGUCACGCUCUCCAUCUCCGACUGUCACGCCAUUUAUAUCCAGAACAAUCUGCAUUCUGAGAGGACAAAAACGCUAAAUAUUCAUAAUUCUAAUAAUAUUUUAUUACUCUAUCCAGAAUGUGUCUCAGCUUUUACACACGGACCGUGGACGCCGUUGGCGGUAUCUACCUGAGCGCUCGGCCGGCCGCUUUUUAAAAAGAGUGUUGUAAAAAACAAAAAACAAAUGUGUUACGAAAAUGACUGUGUCUCGUUUCUUCUGAUUUACGUCGAAAUGUUCCGACUUUACUGUCUUUAUUUCUCGUCGUCUCCCUUUGCAUUGCUGAAAAUAUCAAAAACAGGCGGGAAAAACGCCGGUUCGGUAACUGUACAACUUGUAUAUGUAAAGAUACUCUGUUCAUUGAGAUUUAUAUGAGAUGUUUUAUGUACGAGUCGAAGGAAGCACAACAUUUAGGAUCCAGUCGUUUAGAAACGUAUAUGUGACCGUUCUCCUGCAAAGCCAGCGUGGAAAUGAAGAGACGCCGGAAGCUGGCUUGAAUUAAUCUGCACGUGAUGGGAAUAUUGGAUAAAAGCAAAACGCCUUUUCGGUUAUUGGGCCGGAAUCUACAUCUACGGCUGAUUAGUGAUAUCCCAAAGUCAUUUAAAGAAAGAGUUGACCCCAAAAUAAAACCCUCGGGAAGUGCGUCAUUGCAGUGGAUGCUCUGCAGUGAAUGGGUGCCGUCAGAAUGAGUUCAGGGUUAUGAGAUGAUAAAAAUGUGUCUCAGCGAUGGAAGUGAAUGGGUGCCGUCAGAAUGAGUUCAGGGUUAUGAGAUGAGAAAUGUGACUCUGUCUCAGCGAUGGAAGUGAAUGGGUGCCGUCAGAAUGAGUUCAGGGUUAUGAGAUGAGAAAUGUGUCUCAGCGAUGGAAGUGAAUGGGUGCCGUCAGAAUGAGUUCAGGGUUAUGAGAUGAGAAAUGUGACUCUGCAUCAGCGAUGGAAGUGAAUGGGUGCCGUCAGAAUGAGAGUUAAUAAAACAUCACAAUAAUCCACAGCGCUCCGGUCCAUCGGUUAACGUCUGGAGAAGACAAAAAAUGUAAAUUUCUUUAGAGCUGUGCAGAU